CACACAUCCUGCCCACUCUUUCAUUUCAUAGGUAAACCAGGAGCCAGAUGUAUAGGCUCUAGCCCCCUUUCCUUCAUUUUGCAUGUAAGACUCUUCACAAACCUCCUGGUUUCCCUAUGACGUAACUGCGGGUCCCCACCACACCGAUGAAGGAAGAUCGUGAUUCCCGCUCCAGAUCCGCACCAGAAAUUCAGUACAUUCGUUAACGUCUCUGUGUGUUUAUUACUGCCUAAAACGAAAGCCUACAGUUAAGUUGUCUUACCUGACGCGUCCAUCACUUGUGCUACGAGCAGACAAAAUGUGGAUUUAAAUUCUUGACGGAGGGCGAUAAAACAACGCGUGCUGACUUCAAUCCCGUGGAUAGUUAACAUGAUGCAUCCGCGAGUAUGGAGAGCCCUGUUUUUGAUGUCCGUAUUCUGCCAGCUUGGGUUGGCAGGCAAAUACGGCUGUUUGUUUGAGAAGAGGCUGUGCUCUAGGGAGCAGUUCUGCUCUGAUGACAAACUCUUUGGACAGUGCCGGAGCUCCAGACAUGACCAGGUUCAGUACCAGGUCUCUGUUCCUGUUCUUCAGAGACUGCAGGAAGUGCUCAAAGAGUUGAUGAUUCAGGGAUCUUCAGUGGGAAGGCCGCCACAGGCUGCAGCUAAGAAGGUCUAUUCUAGCUCUAAUUCUGAACCUGGUCCAGCUCAGAGCUACAUGGAUUACAUGGUCCUAGACCCCCACCAGUCCUCCUCGCUCCGGAUGCAAGCCCUACCAAUGGACCCAUAUUCAUACCUACAAGAGGACAUGACCCAUUCUCUCCAUCCUCACACCAGCAUGGGAUACCAACGACCCCCCUCUCGAGCAGGAGCCCAGCAAAGAGACAGAGACCGUCAGCUCUUGGAAGAUGCUGUCUCUCUCUACCUCUCCUCCACACAACCCUCUUUCCGCCACAGGGGGGCAGCAGCCCUCCCUGCCGCCCCAUACUAUGAAGAUCUAGAUUUCCCUUUGGAAUAUGGAGAGGACUACACCCUAAAGGAACAGGCCAGCUCAGUCCAGAGCAACAGCAAGAAAAUCCCUCAGGACUACAGCUCUCUUGCUGGACUUGAUGAUGAUACACUGGCACAGCUGGCCACACUGUUAAAGAGUUUUGGGGUGGACCCACGGGACCUGAGCCCUCAGCAGAUAAAAAGACUUACUUUAGUGUUACAGCUGCUACAAAAUAUGGAGAAUGCAGAUCAAUCCCCAGGGACAGUCACGGUAAAAGAGACAAUUGUAGAAGGCAGUGAUAAAGUGACAGAAAAAGGAGCGAAACCCCCCUUACCUGUUUCAGCUCUGCCAUCUACCCCAACAUACCAGCGGGCCCCUACUCAGCCCCCAUCCACACCAGCCCCUGCGACUGUGCCUAAGGAAGACAGUGGGGACACUGUGGGGCCCACCCUGUCAGUAAAAGACCUAGAUUUAAAAGAGAAAAUCACCAACAUCCUGGAAACCGCUAAGGAUGGGACAAACACCAGAGAGGAAUAUGGUUACAUUGUCACUAAUCAGAGUCCUUUAGGUCUUUAUGAUGGGGUGAAACUCUUAGAGACGCUGGCGGAGAGAAUCCAUCUCUCCACGAGCAGUUUCAUCAACAUUAGCGUGGUGGGCUCGGCCCUGACGUUCAGGAUCCGACAGAACUCUCUUAAUCUCAGCGCAGAGGAUGUGGCCAAUAAAGCCGUAGCUGAGAAGAAUUUCCUUGAGGGUGAGACAGGAUUGAAAAUCAUCCAGACUGGAGUGGGAGAGAGGAGCGAGGGGCGUGGCUUGCCCCAGGCCACACGGGUAGGAGAGGGUUCGCGUGGGGUCGUCCUGACAAUGGUCGCCAUGGCGUGUGUGGGCACGGUGUUGUUAGUUGCCCUGGCGAUUGCCUGUCUCCGGCACCACACCCGUCAGUUAGCCUCUGGCAAAUUGGGACUGGGACCAGAAGCCGGUGCGGAAACCCACUUUGAUUACCAGGAGCUGUGUCGCCAGCACAUGGCAGCCAAGUCAUCGUUCACCCGUCCGGAGCCAGGCGGUCGACGGGGGACCGACACAUCUCGAGUCAGCAGUGUGUCGUCUCAGUUCAGCGAUGGACCGCAGCACAGUCCCAGCUCUCACAGCAGCACACCGUCCUGGAGCGAAGAGCCUGCACAGUCCAACAUGGACAUCUCCACCGGACACAUGAUACUGGCAUAUAUGGAGGACCAUCUGAAGAAUAAGGACCGAUUACGGAAAGAGUGGGAGGCAUUGUGUUCGUACCAGGCUGAGUCGAGCUCUGUCUCUAUCGCCCAGUCUGAAAGCAACAUGGAGAAAAACCGCUAUCCCGACUUUGUGCCCUAUGACCAUUCGAGAGUGAAAAUAAAGGCAGAGGUCAACUCCUCAAAAGAGGACUACAUAAAUGCCAGCACUAUAAUUGAUCAUGAUCCACGUUUACCUGCUUAUAUUGCAACUCAAGGACCUUUACCGCACACUAUUGCUGAUUUCUGGCAGAUGGUAUGGGAGAACGGCUGUACUGUAAUAGUGAUGAUGACCGCUCUAGUGGAGGAUGGAGAGAAACAAUGUGAACGUUACUGGCCUGAUGAAGGAUCAUCUUUAUACAACAUCUAUGAGGUGAACCUGGUAUCUGAACACAUCUGGUGUAAAGACUUCUUGGUUCGUAGUUUCUACCUGAAGAACGUUCAGACUCAGGAGACCCGCACUCUGACCCAGUUUCACUUGCUGAGCUGGCCUGCACAAGGCAUUCCCUCCUCCACACGGCCCCUGCUGGACUUCCGCAGAAAAGUAAACAAGUGCUACAGAGGACGCUCAUGCCCAAUCAUUGUGCACUGCAGCGAUGGUACUGGCAGAACCGGCACCUACAUUCUUAUUGACAUGGUACUUAACCGCAUGGCGAAAGGCGUGAAGGAGAUUGACAUUGCCGCCACACUGGAGCAUAUUCGUGACCAGAGACCUAGUAUGGUACGCACUAAGGACCAGUUUGAGUUCGCCCUGACAGCUGUGGCAGAAGAAGUGAAUGCCAUUCUGAAAGCCCUUCCUCAGUGAGCCACAUCCCAACUGUGUUACUAUUACAUCUUUUUCACUUACACUUUACCCAUGCACCUCGCUCCUUUUCACAAGUCAGAAAUGAAUGUUGUCACUCUUUAAAAGACUGAAAGCUUUCCAUAUGCUGGAAACGCUUUGCAGGGGCCAAAUUCUUUAGAGUUUCAGGGAAAUUGUGGUUUUAAGAGCCAUUUGCAUUCCACACAAGCAUCAGAUUUAAAGUGUCCUAAUUUAUGAAAACUGACAGUAUAACAUUGUCUUUUUUUUUUUGUGAUAAAUAUACAUAUACAUAUAAUGUUUGAUGUUGAAAAAUGCAGGUUUU
Messenger RNA from Sinocyclocheilus rhinocerous, 3352 nucleotides. RefSeq names its product receptor-type tyrosine-protein phosphatase-like N. The transcript is spliced from 23 exons. The record is from RefSeq and is a predicted model, not a curated record. The coding region runs from base 370 to 3033 and encodes 887 amino acids. Gene Ontology annotation, biological process: regulation of secretion; protein dephosphorylation; insulin secretion involved in cellular response to glucose stimulus. Lineage: Eukaryota; Metazoa; Chordata; Actinopteri; Cypriniformes; Cyprinidae. Gene Ontology annotation, cellular component: secretory granule; synapse. Gene Ontology annotation, molecular function: protein tyrosine phosphatase activity.